Molecule: messenger RNA, 438 nt
Organism: Papaver somniferum (opium poppy)
Lineage: Eukaryota; Viridiplantae; Streptophyta; Magnoliopsida; Ranunculales; Papaveraceae
Exons: 1
Coding region: 1-438 (145 amino acids)
Source: RefSeq, a predicted model, not a curated record
AUGGAUGGUGUUGAUCCUGUAUACACAACUUUAGCAUCAAACGUGAAGAUCCAGAAUGGAGGCACUGAGAGAUUUAAAGAUGCAACAUUAUAUCGUGGUGUGGUAGGUGCACUGAAGUACUUGCAUUUGACAAGACCUGACAUCUCUGUGGAAGUCAAUAAAGUUUUCCAAUACACGCAUGAUCCGUACGUUGAGCAUUGGGAACUUGUAAAAAUAAUUCUACGGUGCCUAAAGAGCACUGUUGAUUAUGGUUUUCAUCUUAAUGCAUCACAUGACUUCUCUCUUCAUUCCUAUUCAGAUGAAUAUUGGGCCAGCAGCUUGGAUGAUUGGAGAUCAACUACUAGAUACUGCAUUUAUUUUGAUGGAAAUUUGAUAUCUUGGAGGACAAGAAAACAGAAGACAUUGUCAAAAUCUAGUACGGAGGCAGAGUACAAGUGA